GGAAAAAAAGGCUAGAACAAUCGCUCCCCCCACCCUCGUCAAUUUGGCCCUGCCCUGCCCCACCCCCAUUCCUGGGGAGGGGGGCAAAGCUGGGGAGAAAGCCACUGGCGCCGGCCUCAAGCGAGGGGGUGUGGUGGUCCCCGGAGACAGGAAGAGAAGGAAGAAGCUGCUUCCCCUUUGCCCCCCUCCCCCCACUGCCCCCUCGGGCCCCAGGGGCCCAGCAAACAGGAUGGAUGUGGGGGCAGGGAAAACAGGGUCAGAGCGCAGACACCAGCCCCGGUUCAGCUUGGCCAGCUGGGAGUGGAGGCCUUGCCCCAAGACGGACCCCCUAAGCCUGGGGAAAGCCCUGGAACAAGGAGGCAGGAAACCCCGCAGUGAAAGCUGCCGUGAAUACUUCCUCCUGGAAAGUUUGUUUGGGGUGAUUUGUUUCGACAAUAAGAGGUUAGAGAAGAAGAGUAGUCCCGUUCCCCUAUCGACACUCUGGAAGCAGCAGCUACUGGAAACUGGGCCGGUGAAUUUUCCAGCCAUGCACGACCCCUCCGCCCAGACCCCAGUCCGAGCCACGGGUGCCAGACACCAGCUGGGCGCGGAGCCGGGCCCCGCGCCAGUCCCGCUGUCAUCGCAUCCCACCUCGGCCGGCGCAGCCCUAACACGGCACCCACCGGGGCGGAGGGAGUCGCCGCAGAGUGAGCCCUGGGACGCAGACGAGCAGGGCAAAGUCUCCCUCGCCAGCGUCGGGGCGAGAGUCGGGGACGCGGCGUCGGGCGAGCUCCACGGGCCCCAGGUCAGGCGCGACCCCACAGCCACCUGCGCUCAUCCCUCCCCGCCCUUCUCAGAUCUCCAGCUCACGCAGCCCCCAGCGCAGUCGGCCCGAACCUCGCGCCCCCUAAGUGGCCGCGCCCAAGGGUCCCAGCGCGCCCCCUGCCGCCGGUGCAGGGUGGCGCUCCCCGGCUCGCGCCCUCACCUGCCCCGUGACGGCGGGGAUCGGCCUCUCGGCCGCUUGCCGCCCUUCCCUCGCCCCAGCGAUCCCUGCCCCGAUCGUCCGCACCUGCGUGUGGAGCCUGGCCGGGCUGGGUAGG
This is a messenger RNA of Prionailurus viverrinus (fishing cat), 1079 nucleotides long. RefSeq lists its product as uncharacterized. The transcript is spliced from 2 exons. NCBI's taxonomy places the organism in Eukaryota, Metazoa, Chordata, Mammalia, Carnivora, Felidae. The record is from RefSeq and is a predicted model, not a curated record. Bases 230 to 1078 code for a protein of 282 amino acids.